GGUAAUGUUCCAUUCCAAAACUUUCGAAAGCUUCCAUUAGCGACUAAUCCAGCCUUCGUUAAGGGUGAUUAGAAUUUGAUUAAUUUCAAGGCCUCAGAUCGGAGAUUGAAUGGAGUGCGGUGGUGCGCUGCAGCUGCCGCCGGGGUUCAGGUUCCACCCGACGGACGACGAGCUGGUGAUGUACUACCUGUGCCGCAAGUGCGGCGGCCUCCCCCUCGCCGCCCCGGUGAUCGCCGAGGUGGACCUCUACAAGUUCAACCCAUGGGAUCUCCCCGAGAGGGCGAUGGGAGGGGAGAAGGAGUGGUACUUCUUCUCGCCGCGGGACCGGAAGUACCCGAACGGGCAGCGGCCGAACAGGGCGGCGGGGACGGGGUACUGGAAGGCGACGGGGGCGGACAAGCCGGUGGGGUCGCCGCGGGCGGUGGCGAUCAAGAAGGCGCUCGUCUUCUACGCCGGGAAGCCGCCCAAGGGCGUCAAGACCAACUGGAUCAUGCACGAGUACCGCCUCGCCGACGUCGACCGCUCCGCCGCCGCCCGCAAGCUCUCCAAGUCCUCCCACAACGCCCUCAGGUUGGAUGAUUGGGUGUUGUGCCGAAUCUACAACAAGAAGGGAGUGAUCGAGAGGUACGACACGGUGGACGCCGGCGAGGACGUGAAGCCGGCGGCGGCGGCGGCGGCGGCGAAGGGUGGUCGCAUCGGCGGCGGCGGCGGCGCGGCGGCGAUGAAGGUGGAGCUCUCCGACUAUGGGUUCUACGACCAGGAGCCGGAGUCGGAGAUGCUGUGCUUCGACCGGUCGGGGUCGGCGGACCGCGACUCGAUGCCGCGGCUGCACACCGACUCCAGCGGGUCGGAGCACGUGCUGUCGCCGUCGCCGUCGCCGGACGACUUCCCCGGCGGCGGCGACCACGACUACGCCGAGAGCCAGCCCAGCGGCGGAUGCGGCGGGUGGCCCGGCGUCGACUGGGCCGCCGUCGGCGACGAUGGCUUCGUCAUCGACAGCUCCCUCUUCGAGCUGCCCUCGCCGGCGGCGUUCUCCCGCGCCGCCGGCGACGGCGCCGCCUUCGGCGACAUGUUCACGUACCUGCAGAAGCCGUUCUAAUUAACGGAACGUGACGCCUCUGCAAACGCUAAUUAGCUCACUAACCACUGUCAGGUCGAUCGUGUAAUUCUUUUACCAGUCUAGGGUACAGCCAAAAAACCAAAAAUUAACCGUGCUCGAUCGAUCGAUCGAUCCAUGGAUCGAUGAUCGCCUCCACCGGCAGAUCAAAAUCGAAGCAAAAAAUCAGGGAGAAUUCUUGGUACUUCCAGUACCUCUCGUCGACACCACGUGUCGGGUUUUCUGCACCGCGGAUCCUCGCUGGCCGCAUCGUAACGGCGAGCGAGGUUAAAAAUAGUGGAGAAUUCAAGAACACAUCCCUGAUUUUUGUUUCUGCCGGAUGGGGAGUACCGUGAGCAUGGUAGAAAUGACUGGUAAAAUUUUCGUUGAUGAUAGGUAGCCAGAGUCGAUGUAACCAGUCGAUUUUUUUUUUUUUUGGUUUUAGUUGACAUGCCUUCCUGAUAGAUUCAGAACAAACAAUAGAGAAGAGAGGAGAAAAAAACACAGAGGAGAAAUUCAGAGACCAAAGUUCAAAGUUUUGGAAUUUUCAGGGGCGCCAGCAGCUGAUGGUAUUGUCAGUCGUGUCUAGGUUCGUAGAGGAAAUUAAAAUGUAGAAGAACGGGUACUUCAGUUCACUUCAGGUUCGUUCGUGCCAAACAGGUCUCUGACACUUUAGUUAGGUUUUGAUUUUUUUUUCUCUUUUUUUCUGGUUUUUUGUCGUUUGGUAAUGUAAUGUAAGGGUGAUUGCGACAUGGUAUUUAUGUGAUUAGAGUCGCUUUCAGUUGGGUCUCUCGCGUGACCUGGAAAGCCAAAUUUUGUAAUGCAA
Molecule: messenger RNA, 1922 nt
Organism: Oryza sativa Japonica Group (Japanese rice)
Lineage: Eukaryota; Viridiplantae; Streptophyta; Magnoliopsida; Poales; Poaceae
Source: RefSeq, a predicted model, not a curated record